This is a messenger RNA of Numida meleagris (helmeted guineafowl), 5714 nucleotides long. RefSeq names its product ATR interacting protein (gene ATRIP). The transcript is spliced from 14 exons. The coding region runs from base 30 to 2546 and encodes 838 amino acids. The record is from RefSeq and is a predicted model, not a curated record. NCBI's taxonomy places the organism in Eukaryota, Metazoa, Chordata, Aves, Galliformes, Numididae. Gene Ontology annotation, biological process: DNA repair; DNA damage checkpoint signaling.
GGGCGGCGCGGUGCCGGGCGGCAGUCGGUAUGGCCGCGCAGCCCCCGCUCGGGCCGCGGAAGCGGAGCGGUCCCGCGUUGUGCGGGGCGGACUGGGCGCGGGGUCCCGCUCCGGCCGCGGCGCUGGGGAACGGCCUCCCGCCCAGCAAGCGCCCCAAGGGGCCGGCGGGGGUCGGGGCGGCGGCGGCGGCGGAAGACCCCUUCGGGGACAACGACGACUUCACGGCGGACGAUCUGGAGGAGAUCGACACGAUCGCUUCGCAGGCGCUGUCUCAGGACGCCGCCGGCCGGGCCCCGGCCCCAGCGAGCCGCCCGCAGAGCGCGUGGGGCAGCGCCGCGGAGCCCGGAGCGGGCGGCGGUGCGGGCAGCGCCCAGCUGCGAGGGGCGUUCCAGCUGCAGGUGCUGCAGGCACAGCACGAGGACACCCGGCGGAAGCUGAAAGAAACACAGGAGGAAAUUCGUACUAAAAAUGGGGAAAUCAAAAUUUUGCGCGACUCAAUGCAGCAGAUGGAGCAGGCUAUGGAGGAGCAGAGAAAGUCGUACGUGCUAUUGGAGCAGCAGCAAUCUCAGACCCUCAGUGAAAAAGAGAGAGAGUUCUCCAAAAAGAUACUGUCACUGCAGUCAGAGUUGCAGUUCAAAGACGCAGAAAUGAAUGAAUUAAGAACACGACUUCAGAACUGCGAAAGAAGCAAACACGUAACUCAAGCAGCUGUCACACAAAGUAGCCCUAAAAAGCAUUUUGCAAUCCAGAUGAAAUCAGAAGGAUGUCCUCCGCAGCCUGCAAGAAGAUCUUUUCCUACAAAAGAGUCUUUCAAUGCUGAAACUGCUGCCAGACCCUCUUCUUCUUCAGGAAGCUGGUUUGCACAGCCAGUUUCCAGCAAAGAAGACAGUAAGGUGCCCCUUCCUGAGUUGUUAUCCACAAAGCAAGAAGCAGUGGGAAAAAAUGGUUCUUGCAAUUCUGUACAUCAACAAAACAUUCAAGUGGAUGGAAAAGCUCCUCCAAAGACAAUCUCUCCAGGUUCUGCCUUACUGAGUGCACUGCUGAAGCAGCCCCUUGUCUCUGGGUCGUUGCUAGGACUCUGCCAUCUUCUCAGCAGCAAUUCUGAGGCUCUGCCGGGAGCUCUGCUGCAGCCCGACCUUCUGGAGACGCAGUGCACGCAGGUGCCCAGCAGCAGGACGGCCCAGGAAGAAGAUGCUCCCCUUGUGUCCCUGCAAGAAGCUCAGAAACUUGCGCUAAUGGGACUGAACUUGAUUGCUAUGGACGAGGGAAGCCCAGCGGGAAGUGGGAGCGAGGUCUUGUAUUUGAAACGCUGCAAGAUCCGAGGAGCUGUGCAUCUCCUGCCCCUGGUGGAGCACCACAUUGGUGCAUACUGUCGGGCGGUACGAUCGGCGGACAAGUCAGUAAAUGGUUCUUGUGGAAACCAUCCAGUUGUUUCUUCCAGAGCCAGCACAAAUAAGGUGUCGAGUAAGGAGGACUUCAGGUUGUCUCUUGAAGAAACGACGGUUCUGUCGCUAGGUAUUCUUUAUUAUUUGGCAUUUUAUAGCUGGGACGUUGUGCACAUAUUGCUGUCUAAUGAGGUGGAAAGAAGUUCUAGUGUUGGAGAAGAGCAGAUUUCCAAGAUGGACAGAAACGGACCGUGUGAUAACAAAGAAGAUGGCAGGACACAAGGAGAGCUGCCUGAAGCUCCACAAGAUGCUGCUAGUAAUGUUCAAGCACAACAUCCUUUGUUCAAAAAGCUGCUCCAGGUUUUAGCUUUUUCUGCCACAACAGGCUCCCGGGCGGAUAGCAUACUGCAGCAAAGCCUGAAAGUCCUGGUAAAACUAGCUGAAAACUCAACGGUGGACUUGCUAAUAAACAGACUUUACUUCUGGCGUGUGAGUCGAGCCUGCCUUUGGAAUGGCUUGAGAAGUUUUCAGCACCUCCUGAGCCACCAGGUGCUGCUGCGCUGCCUGUGCCCGGCGGUCCCUCUGCACGCUGUUCUUUUGACCGUGAAGCUGUUGUCCAUACUUGCUCAACACCACCUGCUGGCUGCUCAACUUUGUUCCCAUUCAGAUACCUGCCUUCUGCUUGCACUGUACAUGUACAUCACGUCAAGACCGGACAAAUCGGCCCCUGAGGUGCAUUGGCUGCAGCUGGAACAAGAGGCUGUCAGGCUCCUGACCCGGUGUGUGCGGUGCUCCAGCCCAACAGUUUUGCCCCCUGCUGCACACUGCCAGUGUAAUCUGGAGGUGGUUAAGGCACUGAUAAUCAUGUUGCACAGGCAGUGGAUGAAGAUGAGAAGAUCUGAGAGCAGCUUGUGUGCACAUAAGGAGCAAAUCGUUCAGUUUUUACGGGACGCUGUUUUACUCUUGCACAGCCUAUCUCAGAAAGACAAACUGUUCCACGAGCACUGUUUGGAAGUUCUCCAUCAGUAUGACCAGGCUGUGCCAGGCAUAAGAGCCAUCCUCAGAAAAACUAAAAAGCUGAGCGCCCGCGAAGAGCUGAUUUUGGAUGAGUUGUAUCCUCCUGAGCCAGAGGCAGAAGAUCAAGGAAUGGACUCCAGUUAACCAACGUGUGGCAGGGAUCUCUGCCCUUACUUUAAUCAUCAUCAUCGCUGCCAGAGUCGAUCUGAUCUAAAUCAGCUGUUCUCCUAAGAGACAACUCAAAGGUUGCUCUGCAGUGCAGCACAACUAAAACACAAUUCUUUGUUGCCAUCACUUUACUGAAGUGCUAUCCAAAUGUAGCUGAAAACAAAGAAAUUGUGAUGUGAGGGAAAAAAAAAAUGAUACUGCCACGUACUGUUUUGCUGUGCAAAACCACUGAAAGGAUGAAUUUAGGAAUGGUUCUGUGCACGAGCAUCAACCUUCAUGAAACUGCUGUGAAUGGAAUGGAAUGGAAUGGAAGCCUUACUCUGCGUUCCCCAUGUUACUGUGGCUGCAGCUGCAUUUAUGCUGAAUUGAUGAUGCUGAAUGUCCUGAGACAUUUGGGGUCACUGGGUUCCUAUGCAAGUCUUGUGACAAUAUUUGUGGUUUCUUUUGUAGCUGUAACACUUCCUUGCUUGAGAUCCCUAACUUUUGUGUUGAUAUUAGUAAAUGGUUUACUGUGAUUUUUAAAAAAAUAAUGGUAGAGGUAAGUUACAGUUGGCAGUUCAGUACUGAGCCAGAAGUUCAUAAAAGGCCUCCAGGCUUCCAUAAAAGUCCAUCAGCAGAGUUCACUCCUUUUUCCAGUUUCAUGAAUGUGCUGAAAGUACAACUAGGGAGAUGCUCCACCACCAGCUGCUAGAACUUAGAGAACUUAGGUGCCGUAUGCUGAGGAGAGCGCUGUCUUACUACGCAAAAGAGGUUUCAAUCUCUGCAGGCUGUUUCCUGAGUUGUUGCAGCGUCCGGAUCUGUGCUGUAGUAAAAUUGAAUGAGCAGCUAAUGUCCAGAAUAUGGCACAAAUGAUUGGAGGAAUUACUGUUGCUGUGCCCUUCCAGGGUGUUGAUUACCAUAGUGGGCUGCAGUUAGCAGCUGAACCCUAGACCCUAAAAUCAGGAGUGUUUAAGUGCUACUAAAAUAAGCCCAUAGGUUUGUGGUGCGGCUAUGGGGCGCCUCAAAAGAAGGAACAAACCCUUCUUCAGGCCAACAAUGACCUUAUAUAGCAUUUAUAGGGAAGUGAGUAAUUAAGUACAUAGCUGGUAAACUUAUAAACAUCAGUCCUAGCUUUCAGCCACUUUGUUUUUAUGCAGUAUGUGCUUCCUUACGAAAAGGAAAAUGUGUGUCACUUUUUUAGUGGUUGUGAAGGGAAUGACUGUUUUCUAUUCCUAGAUUUUGCAGUUAAUGGGCUUUAUAUUACAGCUGAGUGAAUUGUGAUGGCAUAAAAUCCUGCAGCAAGGGAAGAGGGACUCCUGCCAAGACAGAAUGUAGGUGUGGCAGAAAGAGCACUGCUAGGUGCGCUCUUAGGUUAGAACUUAGUAUUAAGGUGAUAAAGCAAUAGUGAAAAGCCUAUCAAUUACUAUUUUUAUCUGCUGUGUAACUAAACUAGCACUAUCCCUUCCUAUACUUUCCUCUUGGGGAUGUGGGAAGCAUAUGAGCACUGUGGGGCCAGAGCAAGCUGUAGAGCACUCGCCUUCCCAGUGCCUCUCCCGGGGGUUGGAGGGGUGGUGGCAGGAGAGGCAGGGUGAGGGCACGGCUAGAGGUGCUGUGCCACAACUCCAGCUGGUCUCAGUUGGUUCCCUCCACCUCCUUUCCUUAGGGCACUGUCUGGGUAGGGCUGGAUGUGCCCCGGAAUUUCUUUUGCACCAAGAUGUAAGCCCUGCUCAAAUCUCCUUACAAGAUGUGGAGCAGAGACUGUGCUGCAGAGAGGACCCUUCCAGGCUGAGCUUUCCUCCCCUCGCAGCCCUCGUGGUGAGGAUGGCACGCAGGCUGCGCAGCACCAGGCGCGCGUCGCCUCCUGCAGCACUGGUGCACAAGAGGCCCCUCCUGCACCAGCAUCCAAACCAGCCUGGCUCCAAGGCCCGGAAUGAAGAGGAGAAGCCGUACUACAGAGGGAGGUGGGCCCUUGGAAAAUUGGGAAGCGUCCAGUCCUCUGGUCUUAACCCAAAAAAGGCUGCGUCGUACCCUGGCGUGCCUGGGCAGGGAGCCCUGCGCUGCAUGCUGAGCAUGCUCUUGGCUGGGCUCUUGCUUUUGAAGAGAACUUUCCCAGGAACAGCUGUGCAGGAAUAACCAGAGCAGUCAUCCAGCGUCUCCCUCAGGCCAGAGCUGCUUGGCUUCCUCCACCCGCAGCACAGGGACAGAGCUCUGCCGGGCAGGGGCUGCUGGGCACUGUGACAAAGCCUGUCUGUGAGAUGCUGUGUGUGGCACUCAUCCCACUGAGAAGGGCAAACAGAGCUGUCCUGCCGAGAUGCCAUCGUUGCACCGCCCCGGAGUGCAGCACCAUCCGUUUUUAAUUACUCGCUGCUGUUCUCACCGCCCGAUUUCUACAAGUACGUUUUGAGUAUGCAGAGGAACUUAAAUGAUGGACUUAAAUCACUUCUGAUACAAUGAACUGUUGGAGGAGUUUGGACUACAAGGAGUUAAGGAAUCCCAACUUGCUGAAGCAGUUCGAAGUUAUAAAAACUGUUUUAAAAAAAAAUUCCUGGCUUCAUCUCAAGGACAACUCGGUAAAAGGGAGAUGUGCAUUACUGCUAAACUUGAUAAAAACAAGUGUUAUCUGCAGAGAAAGCAAUAGGAAAAGACUAUGAAUUGUUCCCUUGUGGAUCCCCUGGCAUCCCCCAGCACACAGACAGUGCCCUCACAGCUGGGCUGCCAUGGCCUUCUCCCUGCUCUGGGCUCUGAAGUGGAAGUCUGGAGGCCGUAAAAACCCGUGAAAACCCGACUUCGUGCCCUUAGAAGUAACGUCACGGGAUGAUGGGAUGGAGCGGGAGCUUCUAAAACUGAAGUUAAUGCUGCUAAGACAAAAGGGAAGCUGCUCGCUGUACGACCUCAAAGUAACGCAGCUCAGAUUGCUCUCAUCAGACACUCCCUGAAGAAAUCACAGCAUAGCACUCUCCUUUCAAGGACAGAUGAGACAAACAACAUCUGGUUUGCAUCUUGCCGGGACUCAAAACACAUCUGUGAGAAAGCAAGCUUUAAGAGGUGAGGGUGAGCAAACACAAAGCACUGCCCGCAGCGUCUGCCCCAAGCUGUGCGACCUCUUGUUCAUAUUAAUAAAAAAACUGGAGGAGGCUCAGGGGAGGCCUCAUCACUCCCUAUAAA